Messenger RNA from Xenopus laevis (African clawed frog), 1354 nucleotides. RefSeq names its product Rho GDP dissociation inhibitor (GDI) gamma L homeolog (gene arhgdig.L). The coding region runs from base 263 to 961 and encodes 232 amino acids. Lineage: Eukaryota; Metazoa; Chordata; Amphibia; Anura; Pipidae. Gene Ontology annotation, biological process: Rho protein signal transduction. Gene Ontology annotation, molecular function: Rho GDP-dissociation inhibitor activity. The record is from RefSeq and is a predicted model, not a curated record. Gene Ontology annotation, cellular component: membrane; cytosol; cytoplasm. The transcript is spliced from 6 exons.
UUUCCCAUUACGUCUUCUCCUGGCUCUCUCUCUCUGUGCCCAGGUAUCCCUUCCAGAAGGAGAGAAAAAAAAACAUUGCUGGAGUAGAUCCACUGCUUCCCAUGGCCCUUUAACAAUUUUUUUUCCCCCUAAACCCCUCUCUUGACCCAUCCCAUUCAUUCAGGGUCCAUAACAAAAACAAAAAUAUUUUGGGGGUAGUUUUUCUGGGUUUUUUUUUUUUUGUUUGUUUUUUUUAAAUAUUUUUUUCCUGGGAACUUGGAUUAUGCUCAGGAGCAAGACGGAGAUGCUAAGCUUCGAUGUGUGUGAAUUUGGUGGGCAGCUCUUGCAACUUAUGUGGCUGACUGUAUGCUACCCAGACAUCAUGGCUGACAAGGACGGGAUCAAGCAUGGCGAGGAGGAGGUGGAAGAAGAAGUGGAACCCAACUACAAGGCCCCGGAGAUGAAAUCUCUGCAGGAAAUCCAAGAGCUGGACAAGGAUGACGAGAGCUUGAUCAAAUACAAGCAGGCGCUGCUGGGCCAACUGCCCGCCCAAGUGGAUCCUAAUGCCCCCAAUGUGCAAGUAACAAGGCUGACUCUCAUCUGUGACGAGGCCCCUGAACCAAUCACAAUGGACCUUACAGGGGAUAUCAGCCAUUUAAAGGAAAAGCUCUUUAUAUUAAAGGAAGGUGUGAGCUACAGGGUUAAAAUAUGUUAUAAGGUGAACAAGGAGAUCGUUUCUGGGCUAAAAUACGUCCAUUCCACUUACAGGAAAGGAGUUAAAGUUGACGCUGAAAGCCACAUGGUCGGGAGCUACGGGCCGCGAGUGGAAGAAUACGAAUUCCUGACCCCGUUGGAGGAGGCUCCCAAAGGCCUGAUAGCCCGGGGCACCUACGGCAUCAAAUCCAAAUUCACGGACGAUGACAAAAGUGACCAUUUGUCGUGGGAGUGGAAACUGGCUAUAAAGAAAGAGUGGAAAGACUAGGGAGACACCCCCCUAAUCCCCCCUUUCCUUAUUUGUUGCUAUUAAUUACAGGCAGAUAUUUCCCCUCCCAUAUUAAACCAUGUACAAGCCAUAGCUUGGUUUCUACAUCUGUUUUCUAAUAGUUACUUAUAGUUUCUAAACGAAUGUAAAGAUGGUAUUUAAUAAAAAAAAAAAACACCUAAAAACCUAUAACUGAAUGUUUGUCGUGGACAGUGAGAAGUUCGUAGCGGUAGCUCAAUCCCUGUGCCGACCCUCCAUGUCGCUGUGUCGAUUCCGAUGAGGCCAUCGCUGGGCGGGAUGUGGGUUUUAAUCGUGAUUGGUCGAGGAUCCUGUAUUUUUUUAUGUUCAACCAAUGUGCAUAUGUGAUGGAAUAUAAAGUUCUGCUGAUAAUGA